AUGGAGGUUCCCUUAGUUCAUACCGGAUCGAGAUCCGUCAACCACUUCAACAAAACGGGCGAUACCGCCAAGCUGGGCCAUUGCCUGCAUUAUCUGCUUGAGGAUGCUGCAGAGAAAUAUCCGACCAAUCUUGCCCUCGUUUGCGACAAUACCACACUCACGUAUCGGGAUCUCAACGAGGCUGCCAACCGCCUCGCCAGGGUCCUGAUAAGCCUGGGUGUAGGCCGCCACGAUUUGGUUGGUGUUGCUAUUGACCGAUCAGCUUAUCUCGUUGUGACUCUGUUUGCCGUGCUCAAGAUUGGAGCCGCAUAUGUGCCACUUGACGCCGCAUUUCCAUCACAACGCAUCAAGCACAUGCUGGAUGUCGCGGCGCCGAAACUACUUGUUAUCACCGCUGGUACGCUGAGUACCUUUGAGUCCUGGGCAGGUGUUAUCUUGAGCGUCGAUGAAGAAAAGCUCAAUGUGACUAGCUCUGCGAUGGAAUGUUCCAAUCUCCAAGUCGAUGUGCACCCACAAGACCUAGCCUAUGUGAUUUUCACGUCUGGCUCUACCGGAAAGCCUAAGGGGGUAGAAAUCACCCACGGCGCUUUGUGCAAUCUGCUUCUAUCCAUGAGAGAAGUCUUCGACUGUGAGGAAGCAGAAAGACUUCUGGCCGUGACCACCGUUACAUUUGAUAUUGCGGCACUUGAGCUCUUUAUGCCGCUACUGUCCGGAGCUGCGACAGUCAUUGCUAAGAGGGAACAAGUCAAGGACGUCAAGGCCUUGCGUGGCCUACUGGAACGCCAUGCCAUCACGAUGAUGCAGGCGACCCCUGCGUCCUGGCAAAUGCUGCUUGAGUCAGGUUGGAAAGGUAGUCCUGCGCUGAGGAAACUACUAUGCGGUGGUGAAGCUAUGCCGGCGACACUUGCUGCGCGCCUGCUUGAGUGCGGUGAUUCAUUGUGGAACUUGUACGGACCAACCGAGGCUACCGUAUGGGCCGCUGCUUGGCAAGUCAGGCAUGGGGAAGACAUCAUCAUCGGCCAGCCUCUAGCCAACUAUCAACUAUAUCUUUUAGAUGAACAGCUGACGCCAGUGCUGCCAGGUCAAUAUGGCGAGCUCUAUAUCGGCGGUCCUGGCCUUGCCCGCGGCUAUCACAAGAACCCGGAGCUUACACAGGCUAGCUUCAUCGACAAUCCGUUCACCCACGGGCGCAUGUACCGCACCGGCGAUAUCGGUUGCUUCUCGAAACCAGACAAAUUGAGUAUAUCGGGCCGGGCAGACAGCCAGAUCAAAGUCCGAGGAUACAGGAUCGAGCUAGGUGAUGUCGAAGCAGCGUUGGCAGGUCACCCACAGGUAAUUGGGGCUGUGGUGAUUUGCCGUCAAGAUCAGUUAAUCGCAUACUUUACAUGGCGAGCCGGCUCUAAGAAGGCAGAAACGAAUGCCGGAGCAAAAUGCAAUGAGACCGCCGCACUGCGCAAAUGGCUGGGUCAAUCUCUCCCACCCUACAUGGUGCCCGCAUUCUUUGUGCAAAUCGAGGCUUUCCCAAUGACGCUGAACAACAAAAUCGAUCGCAAAGCCUUACCAGACCCUCUCGCAGACAAGACCCCAGUCAAAUUGGAGCCCCAAUCGCCCACGCCAUCGUCCAAACCCGCAGCGGCAUCUACCUCGUCACUUGAGCGCCAUAUCUUGGCUGUCUGGUCUCGGGUUCUUGGUGUCACCCGAAUUGGCACUAAAGACAAUUUCUUCCAUCUCGGUGGCAACUCUAUGCGUGUUGUCCAAGUCCAAGUCCAGCUAGAAAAGCUUCUCAAUCGUUCAAUUCCGAUCGCGAAGCUCUUUGAGCACUACUCAAUCGAGUCACUGGCAGGAUAUUUGGGCGGAAAAGAUGCGAUUGGCGUGCACCAGUACCAUAUGCGCCGUUGUCUCCCCUCUGCCUCCGAAGGGGAAGAGCGCAUAGCCGUCGUUUCCAUGGCGUGUCGCCUUCCUGGUGGCGUCUGCACUCCCGAGGAGCUAUGGAAGCUUUUACGAUCCGGCCGUGAUGCGAUUACCGAUGUACCAUCGGAUCGGUGGAAUGCUGCCAUGCUCCAGGAAGCCGGGUUGGACACCGGUCAACUAUCGGAAUGCUUGCGCGGCGGAUUCCUCCGCUGCAUCGACUCAUUCGACAUUGCCCUAUUCGGUAUUUCGCCCCAGGAGGCUCGGGAGAUGGACCCCUUACAGCUCCUGACUCUUGAGACAUGCUGGGAAGGGCUUGAGCGAGCUGGCUACCCGCUUGGAAAGUUGCGUGGAAGCCGUACGGGCGUGUACAUUGGCAUCAGCAACAUGCCAGCGCAUCAAAAUUUUGCCCGUCCUCUAGCCAAUUUAAACGGAUACACUGCCACAGGUAGUGCUGGUGCCACCAUAUCCGGACGCAUCUCCCAUAUACUGGGCCUUGAGGGACCUUCGUUGACCGUUGACACAGCUUGCUCUUCUUCCCUAGUAACCACUGACCUCGCCUGUACGGCGCUGCGCCGUGGGGAAUGCGACCUGGCCGUAUCGUCCGGAACGACACUGAUGCUGACUCCCGGACUACACGUCGAGUUCAGUCGGCUCGGAGGCAUUUCGCGCGAUGGAAGGUGCAGGGCCUUCUCGGAAGACACAGAUGGCACUGGCUGGGCGGAGGGCUCCGUAGCAGUUGUGCUCAAGAGGCUGUCAGAUGCGCGGCGUGACGGUGAUACAAUCCACGCGAUCGUAUGUGGUAGCGCUGUCAAUCACGGAGGCCGUAGCGCGGGCUUGACGACACCUAGCGGCCCUGCUCAGCAGCAAGUUAUUCAGAACGCACUGAUGGCCUCGCGUCUGCAGCCGACCGACAUUGACUACAUAGAAGCACACGGUACAGGCACGAAGCUAGGAGAUCCAAUUGAGGGAAUGGCUUUGGCACAGGUAUUUGGAGGCAGCCGCAGCUCUGAUACCGAAACAAAUCCGCUCUGGAUUGGUUCGAUCAAGUCCAAUAUCGGCCAUACACAGGCGGCUGCGGGCCUCGUGGGCGUCCUCAAGGUCGUCCUGGCAUUGCAGCACCAAAUACUGCCCCAAACCUUGCAUGUCAGCCAACCUACCAGCGCAGUGGAUUGGAGAGGAGCUGGUAUGGCAUUAUUACAGGAAGACAAGUCCUGGAUCCGGCAAAAAGGCGGCCGUCUGCGGCGUGCUGGUGUCAGCUCGUUUGGAAUCGGAGGCACAAAUGCACAUGUGGUUGUCUCAGAAGUGGAAGAGACCAUAGCAGCGCCAGAGUCCGUCAAUGGCUUUUCCCAUGCUGAUUCGAUGCCGUUUCUUGUGUCAGGAAACACAAAUGCAGCCCUGGUUCAGCAGGUGGAAAGGCUGCGCUGCUACCUGAGCAAGGAUUGCAAUCUUGGUCCGCAACAGUUGGGCAAUGUGGCUUACUCACUGGCGACGACGCGAACGCAUUUCAAAAACCGCCUUGUCUUCAUGGCAGAUGGUAAGAGCAGUCUAUUGGACCAGCUGGCCGCUGCCACAAUGCCCCAUGGCACCAUCGCUGCAGCAGCGGGAACUUGCGCUGGGCAGGAUCGCAUUCGCCUGGCGAUGCUCUUCACAGGCCAGGGUAGUCAGAUUCCCGGAAUGGGCCGCGAUCUCAGUCGAACAUAUCCGGUAUUUUGCCAGUCACUCGAGACAACUGCGAAACACUUUUCCCUGGAGCGGCCACUGCUCGAAAUCAUGUGGGCGGAUGCUGACAACGCAAAAGAUGUCGCCCUCCUCAACCGCACUGACUUUGCCCAGCCAGCCAUCUUCACCCUACAAGUGGCCCUCUUGAGCUUGUGGCGAAGUUGGGGUAUCGAGCCUGGGGCUGUCCUUGGCCAUAGUCUCGGCGAAUAUGCCUCCGCGUACGCCGCCGGCGUUUUUGACCUUGCCUCUGCAUGCCGACUCGUGGAAGCGCGCGCUCGAUUGAUGCAAGGCUUGCCCUCUGGAGGCAACAUGGUGUCGCUCGAAGCCAGCGCCAGGGAAGUAGCUGCUAUCGUUGGCAGCAUGAAUCACACCGGUCGGGUGGGUAUCGCUGCCCAUAAUACACCGACGCAGACUGUGAUAUCCGGCGAUGUCAGUGCCACUGGGCCAGUCGCUGCGCAUUUCUCCGGAUUGGGUCGCAAAGUGAAGGCGCUUGAUGUGUCCCACGCCUUUCACUCUCAUCAUAUUGACCACAUGCUCGCAGACUUUGAGGCUGUUUUGGCAGAGAUUGACUUCCAUCCUCCGCAGAUACCAGUGGUCAGUGGCCUCACUGGUCGGCUAACAGAACCAGGGUCGCUUGAGGCACCUCAAUACUGGGUCUCCCAAACACGAGAAGCGGUGCAUUUCAGUGACGCGAUGCAGGCCAUGUCAAGCCUCGGCAUAGAUGUUUUCAUUGAGCUGGGACCACGGCCGGUUCUCUCCGGCAUGGGUGCUGCCUGUUUGGGCGCCGACCAGAGGCGACUUGUGUCAUGGCUGCCUUCCCUCGUUGCGCGCAAGAGCGGCGUUGAUUCUGUGCAAGAUAGUCUCGGAAAACUGCACAAGCUGGGAGUAUCGGUAGACUGGUCCGGGUACUUCAAACCUUUUGGCUUUAGACGGGUUGAGCUGCCGACGUAUGCCUUUCAGCGGAAGCGCGUUUUGUCGCUGGAGCUGCCUCGGGUACCGAAGCCGCACAACAAGGCUGAAGGUACUGAGAAUGUGAGCCGAGAGAGAACUGCGCAUGGGCCAGACUCGAGCCUUGGGGUUGGGCUUGAGGUUGGGCUCGGCAGCUUGUUAACGGAUGCAUCUGUGGAAAAACGCACAACUCUUGUUCAAGGCACGGUGCGCAAAAUCGUUGCAAAUCUAGUUGGUAUUGAGUCGUCGGACAGUAUCGACAUCAACCUCGCCUGGCAAGACAUUGGCAUCGACUCGUUGAUGGAACCUCAGUUCCGCAGUCAAUUGGCAUCUCUCACCGACAGCUUCACGGAUACGCCUCUGCCAACCAACGUCACAUCUACACACCCAAACCUGAGUGCCUUGUGCGACUAUUUGCUUUCACUAUUGCCCAAGCAACGCCAGAGUGGUUUGCUCGCUGGAACUGAGAUACCGUCAACGCUCGGUAUGAGACCGCUUAAGACGGGUAAAGCUGGCAGCAAUGUGACAUUUGCAUUCGAUAAUGUGAUCGAUAUUCAAUGGCCACCAAAGUCGGUGCUCAUUAUCGGUGCUACGGGGUUUUUGGGCGCCGUUGUGCUGCAGCAGUUACUCGAGCGAGGCAUCACAACAGCCUACUGUCUUGUGCGUGAAGCCGAUGGCUACGCCCCAGCGAUGGAUCGAUUGGAAUCAUCUCUCAAAAAGUACGAUAUCUGGAAGGAAAGUUACAGGGGCGCGCUAUACGCCGUCCCUGGCAACAUGACAAGGCCCAAUCUUGGGAUGAGCCCAGCAGACUUUCGUGGGAUGGCCAGGUCCGUGGAUGCUAUAUGUCACGUAGGAGCCUUGAUGGACAACUCUCGAUCUGCACACACCGUCACUGCUCUCAAUAGCGACAUCACCCACGAAAUUCUGCGUUUUGCAUCGAUUGGCCGUGGAAAAUCCAUCUAUUUCAUCUCGUCAUCUGUCAACCCCCAGGAAUCCCUUAGCAGGCAGGCGGACCACAGCAAUUGCCAACAAGACCGCCUGACUUCCAUGCCGAUGGCUGAGAGCAUGGUAGUAGAGGCCUGGUCUCGCGGCGCAAAAGCAUGCAUACUCCGGCUACCCUUGGCUUUCGCGUCUUCAGAAACAGGCCAUUUCAAUCCCAGGCCUGACAACUUCUUGCACUACCUGCUCGCUGGGAGUCUUCUGAUGGGCAAAUCCCCGCGUUUGCACGGCAGCAUGUCCAGAUGGAUGCCGGUCGACUACCUAGGCAAGGCCGUUGCAGCUGCAAUAAUGGAGCAUGCUUCUUUGCUUAAUAGUGAUGUCAUUUUUACAAAUACGCAGGCGCUGAGCUUCAAGGACCUCUGUUCGACAAUGCUUGCGGCAUGCAAUCAUCAUGAGAUUGUUCCUCUGGACCAGUGGCGUCGCUCUGUUCUGACAUUGGCUGUCUCGAAUCCAACAAGCCAGCUCGUGCGUCUCGCCGAUAUCCUGAGUCAGCUCACAAACCAGCACAUUGUUGAACUCUUCAACGUCGCCGCCGUGGACAAGCCGUCCUUGGAUGGCCAUGUCUGGAGCGAUGACAUCUGGCCCGCACCUUUGAUUCACGAGACGCAGCUGAGAAAGUACAUUGGCCGAAUAUAUCAAGAGACGAGCCAGACAAAUAGUGUUGGUGUCAUAGCUAGCACCCAGGCGCUCAAGACUGCGCCUCUCGACUGCCUUCCCGCCACUGAAUCGGCCGCAAGCCCUCCUACCAAAUACCCCGUUGCCCUUUCUCCGCUUCGCCGUGUCUUAUGUCCAUCCCUCGACUUUUACCCUCCAAGGUCUCGUCUUGAUCGCUUUGAGGCUGCGUCUAGGUUCUUCAACAACAUCCCGUGGUGCUCUCGGCUCAUCAAUGAAGCCUCACCAUCAGAUGGCCCAAUUCCAGGGCAUGGCCAAGCAGUUACAUUUAUCCCACACUGCUUCAACCCGGCCAGCUCGCGACACGAGCAAUUCCUAGGCUAUACCCUUUCUCACGCGCCUACGUGUAUGACCAAUAGCGAUGAGCAGCACGAUACUCGCAAUGCAAACAAUGAAGGGCCUCCUCUACGACACAUGUUGUCUCUCUUCCGACCGUCCGACCUCAACCACGUUGAAGAUCCCGAGCGGCCUAUACUCCGUGUCUCAACGCUCAUUGCAUUUGGAGCUGGUACAUCUGGUUACGAAGGAAUUGUUGCCGGUGGGCUGAUCGCAACGGUGCUUGACGAGAGUCUCUCCAUCGUCAAUGAGCUCAACUCGGCCCUGGUAGACAGCAUCUGGGCAAGCGUGCCCGGUAAGAGCUAG
This is a messenger RNA of Cordyceps fumosorosea ARSEF 2679, 6891 nucleotides long. Its product is annotated as polyketide synthase. The transcript has 2 exons. Gene Ontology annotation, molecular function: phosphopantetheine binding; fatty acid synthase activity. The coding region runs from base 1 to 6891 and encodes 2296 amino acids. Gene Ontology annotation, biological process: fatty acid biosynthetic process. The record is from RefSeq and is a predicted model, not a curated record. NCBI's taxonomy places the organism in Eukaryota, Fungi, Ascomycota, Sordariomycetes, Hypocreales, Cordycipitaceae.